AUGCCGGCCAAACGCAAAGCUGGAAACUCUGCGCCAGCGGCCAGGAAAACUGGUCCAGGAGCCAAGUCUUCUCGUACAACCAAGACUUCACUCACCUCUGAUGACAACGAAAGCGACGUGCCUCCUUUUAAGCCGGCCAAAAGAGCACGCGGGGCGACUUCUCAAGCCGCGAAGGACGACGACGACGAUGACGAUGACUUGGGAUAUGGGAGGGGGCCCGCUAAGUCAACGACCAUUGAACAACACUUGAUGGACCAGAACAAAAAGUCCAAGGAGUUCAUUAGUGCGUUUAAAAGCCAGAUUGCGGAGGGUCGGGAGCAGACUCAGGCGGCGUUGGCCAAACUUAGACGGGAGCUGGGCGACCCUCAGAACGAUAGCAGCAACAAUAUGGCAGAGAUCUUCACGGUCCUGCAAACUAGUGUGCGGACUGCCCUUUCUGCGGAUGAUAACCCACUUUUUGAAAAGACCCAACAACUUGUGAGCCUCAGCCACGCGAUCCUCGAUUGCCACCGGAAGGCGGAGAGAGACUCGCGUAAGCAGAACAUUCAGUCCCCUCGAGAGAUAUGGAAGCAGGACGAGGAGGGCAUGCGGAAACUGCUGGAAUACGGUAAGAUAUUUGGCGAGAAGGUGGUUGAGGGCUGGAUUAGCCCGGAUGACCGUGGAGGGGACAGGGAGAGUCAAGAGGAAAGUGAUAACGUGGAUGAAGGGGAAGAUAGUGAGGUCGAGAAUCUGGCUAAAGGGUUGUUUGAAUGGCGGCGGAAGGGCCGGGGAUUGGGGAAGAGUGAUGAGAGCUGGGGGGGCUUGGCAAGGAAGCAGAUGGUUGCCAUGGCGGGGGUUGUGAGGACACUGCCUUCGGAGUUGAAAUAA
Messenger RNA from Dichotomopilus funicola, 867 nucleotides. RefSeq names its product 6d24efdd-47e8-48fc-a4f6-c9a3cf6d6fdb. Bases 1 to 867 code for a protein of 288 amino acids. The record is from RefSeq and is a predicted model, not a curated record. The transcript has 3 exons. NCBI's taxonomy places the organism in Eukaryota, Fungi, Ascomycota, Sordariomycetes, Sordariales, Chaetomiaceae.